GCUGAGGAGGGUCGGCGUCCUUGAGUAGAGGAGGUUGGAGGGGCCACGUUGGGAACGGUGGCGCAGCCUGUCUGCGGGAGUGCAGGCGGGGCCAAGGCCUGGACAGUCAGGGAUCCGCGCGGGGUUCGCGUGCUGCUCCAGUCAGCUUUUAACCUGCCCCUUGGCCUGGAAACCUGUCUCGCGGCUGGAAUCGGCACCAGCUGACAAACACGGAACCUCUUUCUGCUCCGCGUGGGGUGCGGUCAGCCUCGAAAGCUUGAGCUACUGCUGCUGGGCCAACGUGGUUCAAGUCUGGUCCUUUUGCAGUAGCCGAUGACAAACGAGACGUGGUGGCCCGUCCUUCCUUGUUUGCCUCAGAUCUGAGCAGUGCUGCUUACAAAGGUGGGGUUACAUGGCAAGAGCUACAUCCUUGGAUAGUUGUCCUGUGUCAUGACAUUAGUUGGUUUAAUUUCAUGCCAUUUAUAAGACUUUCAAGUCUUACCCUGAAAAUGGAAAAUAGAUCCUUCCCAGGAGCUCUGGGCUAUUGCUGAUGGCAGAAACAGCACUUACCCCAGGGUCACGUGCAGCCCCUCAGAGUCUUCUCAGCCUGGGCUCUCCUAACCAUGGACCAAAUGCUAGCCAAGCAGGACAGCCUCAUGGAGGACAGAUCCAGCAGUGGCAAGAACCCCCAGGAGCCCAUGGACUCACUGGCACAGUCUCCUGACCAACUGGAUAAGGCUCAAGGUGCCAGUGUGGAGGUAAACAGAGCUUCUAGGGAAGGAGGAAGCCCAGAUAGAUGCAGCCAAGAGGCCUUCUGUCAGAAUGGGCCAAUGGCACAGUUUCCAGACCCUCCAUUGUCUCUAGAUCUCACCACAAGUCCAGUGGGUCCUGAUGCCUCUGCAGGUGUGGCUGGUUUCCAUGACAACCUAAGGAAGUCUCAGGGAACUAGUGCUGAGGGCAGUGUUAGAAAAGAAGCUUUGCAGUCUCUCAGACUCAGUCUUCCCAUGCAAGAAACACAACUGUGCUCCAUGGCUUCUUCGCUACCCUUAGAGAAAGAGGAACAGGUCCGCCUACAGGCCCGGAAGCGGCUGGAAGAACAGCUCAGACAGUACCGAGUGAAGCGCCAGCAAGAGAGGUCCAGUCAACCUGGAACAAAAAUGAGACUUUUUAGCACACUGGAUCCUGAACUUAUGUUAAACCCAGAAAACUUGCCAAGGGCCAGUACUGUGGCUAUGACAAAAGAGUAUUCCUUCCUGCGCACCAGUGUACCUCGGGGGCCUAAGGUAGGCAGCUUAGGGAUACUGGCCCAUCCUAAGGAGAAAAAAAGUUCCAAGUCAAGCAAGAUUCGGUCUCUGGCCGAUUAUAGAACUGAAGAUUCAGGUGAUUCUGGAGCCCUCAAUUCCACUUCUGCUGUGGGAGGCUCUUUGAAGCAGAGCAGAAGCAGCACCUCAGUUGUGUCUGAGAUCAGCCCAUCUCCUGAAACUGAUAGCCGUCUAGAGAGUGCCUCACUGACUGGGGACAGUGUGUCUGAGGCUGAUGGAAAUGAGAGCGACAGUUCUUCACAUAGCAGUCUCUCCACCCGAGAGGCUCAUAGUGUCCUGGUGAAUGUGGGCACACUAGGACCUGCUUAUAUGGUUGAUGGCCAGAAGAUUGCCGCCGAGGCCCUAGGUCAAUUCCCCUCAAUUAAGGAUGUACUGCAGGCUGCGGCAGCUGAGCACCAAGACCAAGUUGUUCUGCAGUCUACAACAGCUGAACACCAAGACCAGGGCCAGGAAGUUAAUGGUGAGGUGCAGAGCCGCAGAGACAGCAUCUGUAGCAGUGUGUCCAUGGAGAGCUCUCUUGCUGAAACACAGGAUGAAAUGUUGCAGGUUCUUAAAGAAAAAAUGAGACUUGAAGGACAGCUGGAGGCUUUGUCAUUAGAAGCCUGUCAGGCACUUCAAGAGAAGGCUGAGCUGCAGGCCCAGCUUGCUGCCCUGAGCACAAGGCUGCAGGCACAGGUGGAGCAUAGCCACAACAGCCAGCAGAAGCAGGACUCUCUUAGUUCUGAAGUGGACACUUUGAAGCAGUCUUGCUGGGAUCUUGAAAGAGCCAUGAUUGACCUGCAGAACAUGCUGGAGGCCAAAAAUGCGAGCCUGGCAUCCUCAAACAAUGACCUGCAAGUGGCAGAGGAGCAAUACCAGAGACUGAUGGCCAAAGUAGAGGACAUGCAGAGAAAUAUCCUCAGCAAGGACAACACAGUGCAUGAUCUUCGGCAGCAAAUGACAGCUCUACAGAGCCAGCUCCAGCAAGUGCAGCUUGAACGCACAACACUGACCAGUAAGCUACAGGCAUCACAGGCUGAAAUUGCAUCUCUGCAGCAUGCCCGGAAAUGGUAUCAGCAACAGCUUGCCUUGGCUCAGGAGGCCCGGGUCAGGCUCCAGGGCGAGGUGGCCCACAUCCAGGUUGGGCAGAUAACCCAGGCAGGCCUGCUGGAGCACCUGAAACUUGAGAAUGUGUCCCUGUCCCACCAGCUGACAGAAACUCAGCAUAGAUCCAUCAAGGAAAAAGAGCGCAUAGCUGUACAGCUUCAGAGCAUCGAGGCUGACAUGUUGGAUCAGGAGGCAGCCUUUGUACAGGUACAGGAGGCAAAAACCAUGGUGGAGGAAGACCUCCAGAGGAGACUGGAAGAAUUUGAAGGCGAGCGGAAGCAACUGCAAAAAGUGGCAGAUGCAGCAGCAUCCCUGGAACAGCAAUUGGAGCAGGUAAAGUUGACACUGUACCAGCGAGACCAGCAGCUUGCCACACUACAACAGGAGCACCUAGAUGUGAUGAAACAGCUCACCUCAACUCAGGAGGCUCUGCAGACCAGGGGACAGUCCCUCGAUGACCUACACACACGCUAUGAUGAACUACAGGCCAGGCUGGAGGAGCUACAGGGUGAAUCCAAUUCCAAGGAGGACAUGAUCCGUUUCCUGCAAAAUGAGAAGAUUGUCUUGGAGGUGGCUCUGCAGGCAGCCAAGAGUGACAAAGAGGAACUUGAUAGAGGAGCAAAACAUUUGGAAGAAGGUACUGAGAAGACAUCGGGACUUUUGGAGCAGUUGAGACAAGAGUUAGCCAUUAAGUCCAGCCAGGUGGAGCACUUGCAGCAUGAGACAGCCUCCCUGAAAAAGCAGACACAGAAGGUAAAGGAGCAGUUUCUUCAGCAAAAGGUCAUGGUGGAAGCCUACCGACGGGAUGCUACUUCUAAAGACCAGCUUAUUAGUGAGCUAAAAACCACAAAGAAGCGGCUGGACUCUGAGAUGAAGGAAUUGAGACAGGAGCUUAUCAAGCUGCAAGGAGAUAAGAAGACUGUGGCGGCAGAGCACUCACGCUUACAGAAGGAAGUGUCCUUGGUUCAUCAGCACAUGGCAGAUCUUGAGGGGCAUCUUCAGUCUGUGCAGAAGGAACGAGAUGAAAUGGAGACUCACCUGCAGUCUUUGCAGUUUGACAAAGAGCAGAUGGUGGCUCUAACCGAGGCCAAUGAGGCACUAAAGAAACAAAUAGAGGAGCUGCAGCAAGAGGCCAAGAAGGCCAUCACAGAACAGAAGCAGAAGAUGAAGCGGCUUGGCUCAGAUCUGACCAGUGCUCAGAAGGAGAUGAAGACUAAACACAAGGCCUAUGAGAAUGCUGUGAGCAUCCUUAGCCGCCGCCUGCAGGAAGCUCUGACUGACAAGGAGGCUGCAGAUAUGGAGCUGAGCCAGCUUAGAGCUCAGAGUACUGGCAGUGGCAGUGACCCCAUUCUACAUGAGAAAAUUCGGGCCUUAGAAGUAGAGCUGCGGAACAUUGGCCAGAGCAAGAUGCUACUAGAGAAGGAGCUGCAAGAGGUGAUAGCAAUGACCAGCCAGGAGCUGGAGGAGUCCCGAGAAAAGGUGCUAGAGUUGGAGGAUGAGCUUCAAGAAUCCAGAGGCUUCAGAAAGAAAAUAAAGCGCCUUGAAGAGUCUAAUAAGAAGCUGGCUCUAGAGUUAGAACAUGAGAGAGGGAAGCUCACUGGUCUUGGGCAGUCCAAUGCUGCUCUUCGGGAGCACAAUAGCAUCCUGGAGACUGCACUGGCAAAGAGGGAGGCUGAUCUGGUGCAACUGAAUCUCCAGGUACAGGCCGUUUUGCAACGCAAAGAAGAGGAGGAUCGCCAGAUGAAGCAGCUUGUCUGUGCCUUACAAGCCUCGCUGGAGAAAGAAAAAGUGGAAGUAAACAGCCUUAAGGAGCAGGUGGCUACUGCUAGGGCAGAAGCUGGGCACAAUCGUCGCCACUUCAAGGCAGCCACACUGGAGCUGAGUGAGGUGAAAAAGGAGCUGCAAGCCAAGCAGCACCUGGUGCAGACGCUGCAGGCCGAGGCCGACGAGCUGCAAAUUAAAGAGGGAAAACAUUCCCAAGAAAUAGCAGAGUUCCAGGCAGAGCUGGCAGAGGCUCGGGCCCAGCUCCAGCUCCUACAGAAGCAACUGGAUGAACAGCUUAGCCAUCAGCCCACAGGGAGCCAAGAGAUGGAAAAUCUCAAAUGGGAGUUGAAUCAGAAAGAUCGACAAAUCCAAUCCUUGAAACAGCAGCUGGACUUAACAGAGCAACAGGGCAUGAAGGAACUAGAAGGAACGCAGCAAAUGUUGCAGACUAUCAAGUCUGAGUUGGAGAUGGUACAGGAAGAUCUGUCUGCAACCCAGAAAGAUAAAUUUAUGCUUCAAGCUAAAGUGUCUGAACUGAAGAACAGCAUGAAGACUCUGCUUCAGCAAAAUCAGCAGCUCAAGCUGGACCUCCGUCGUGGUGCAGCCAAGAAAAAGGAGCUAAAGAGUGAGUCCUGCUCCUCUAGCCCUGCAACACCCAUCAAGAUCCCUGAUUGCCCCGUCCCAGCCUCACUUCUAGAGGAGCUGCUGAGGCCCCCGCCUGCUGUGAGCAAGGAGCCCCUCAAGAACCUGAACAGCUGUUUGCAGCAACUAAAGCAGGAGAUGAACAGUCUGCAGCGCCAAAUGGAGGAGCACACCAUCACUGUGCAUGAGUCCCUAUCCUCUUGGACUCAGGUGGAAGCUGUCCCAGGAGAACAUUCCCACCCCAGGGGAGACACAAAGCCACACAGUCAAAUUAGUGCUCCCAGAGAAGGGCUGGACUAGUGACUGUUGCUAUCCUUGCUACCAAGUAUGUGUGGCUGCCUGAAGGAAUAUUCUUCUGUCAAUAUUAUUUAUUUGUGUGCUCUAUUUUUCUGAUAAGGGUUAAGUUUUUCUUUUGCCUUUUAACAAGGAGUAAAAGAGCAGAGAGCCAAGAAUUAAAUAUUCAUUUGAAACUACAACUAGCUUUUCCCAUGAAAUGACCAAAUCUUAAAAACCUAGUUUAGAUCUCUGAAGAAUUCUGAAUAUGUCUGAUGGGUUAUUUGCAGAAACAAGUAUUUUAUGAGUAAUCCUAGACACUAAUCAAUGAGGGUAUUGCUAACAGUCAGUUUCUGUGGGAACUUUGCAUAGUGAGGUCAUUGGGAAGCAACAUCCAUAUUAAGUCAGGGUACAAUUUCUCAUCUUCCUGUUCUAUUCAAUAAGAGCUUUACUUUCAUACAGAAAUGAAGUUUUAUUUGCACGUUUGGCUUUUUAUUUCAUUUGUUCAAUGGUUAUCACACCAUAGGAUCUAUACAGAAAUAUUUAAAGUCUUUUAAAAGCAUAUAUGCCUAUAUUAUUUAAGAACCUAAUUGUCACAUUGAUUACCUUUUGAAAAUUUGCUAUUGGGAAAUAAAAAAAAAGUUACAUGUA
Messenger RNA from Jaculus jaculus (lesser Egyptian jerboa), 5717 nucleotides. It is a transcript of the gene Golga3, whose product is annotated as golgin A3. Bases 603 to 5093 code for a protein of 1496 amino acids. The record is from RefSeq and is a predicted model, not a curated record. The transcript is spliced from 25 exons. Lineage: Eukaryota; Metazoa; Chordata; Mammalia; Rodentia; Dipodidae.